Molecule: messenger RNA, 5148 nt
Organism: Periophthalmus magnuspinnatus
Lineage: Eukaryota; Metazoa; Chordata; Actinopteri; Gobiiformes; Gobiidae
Gene: mapk14b
Product: mitogen-activated protein kinase 14b
Exons: 12
Coding region: 308-1393 (361 amino acids)
Biological process (GO): intracellular signal transduction; protein phosphorylation
Cellular component (GO): cytoplasm; nucleus
Molecular function (GO): MAP kinase activity; ATP binding
Source: RefSeq, a predicted model, not a curated record
CCAAACCCCGUGCGCGCUCCUGCUGCCUCUUGCGCGCACUGUGCCAUAAGCGGUGAAAGAACAGGGCGAAAUCCAGAGAAAGCUCGUCCUCCCAGAGAAUCCCGGAGACAGCGGCCAGAGGAAGCACUGAGAGCCGCCCGCCGUGCAUCGACCGCGGGGGAGUCCCUCCGUCACAGCCCGGUGUCUGCGCACCCGGAGCCCGCUGAGCUCUGCGCCUUUGGACGUGUUUGUGGAGAGAAGUUUGAGGCAGAGGAGCAGCGCCACGCCGCAGAACACUCAAGUUUCCGCUGCUGCUCCGUCCGCAGGAAUGUCGCAGCCGGAGAGAGCCGUGUUUCACCGACAGGAGCUGAACAAGACCGUGUGGGACGUGCCGCAGCGCUACCAGAACCUGUCCCCCGUGGGCUCCGGGGCGUACGGCUCUGUGUGCUCGGCGUACGAUGUGAAAACAGGGCUGAAGGUGGCAGUGAAGAAACUCUCCAGACCCUUCCAGUCAAUCAUACACGCCAAGAGAACAUACAGAGAACUACGGCUCCUCAAACACAUGAAACACGAAAAUGUAAUCGGUCUAUUAGAUGUUUUUACGCCCUCCACGUCUUUGGAGGAGUUCAACGACGUGUAUUUGGUGACUCACCUGAUGGGAGCAGAUCUAAACAACAUCGUAAAGUGCCAGAAGUUAACAGACGACCACGUCCAGUUCCUUAUAUAUCAGAUCCUCAGAGGCUUAAAGUACAUCCAUUCUGCUGACAUCAUCCACAGAGACUUGAAGCCGAGUAAUUUAGCUGUCAACGAGGACUGUGAGCUGAAGAUUCUGGACUUCGGGUUGGCGCGUCACACGGACGAUGAAAUGACGGGAUACGUAGCAACUCGCUGGUACCGCGCUCCAGAGAUUAUGUUGAACUGGAUGCACUACAACAUGACAGUGGAUAUCUGGUCUGUAGGCUGCAUCAUGGCUGAACUCCUCACAGGACGGACACUAUUCCCCGGCACCGACCAUAUAAACCAGCUGCAGCAGAUCAUGCGACUGACUGGAACACCUCCAGCCUCGCUCAUAAGCAGGAUGCCCAGCCACGAGGCGAGGAACUACAUAAACUCUCUUCCCUACAUGCCCAAGAGGAACUUCGCUGACGUCUUCAUUGGCGCAAACCCGCUCGCCGUAGAUCUUCUGGAGAAGAUGUUGGUUCUGGACACAGAUAAAAGGAUCACAGCGUCGGAGGCUCUGGCUCAUCCGUAUUUCUCCCAGUACCACGACCCCGACGACGAGCCAGAGGCUGAGCCGUACGACCAGAGCUUUGAGAGCCGCGAACUCGAGAUAGAAGAAUGGAAGAGACUAACGUACGAGGAGGUAGUCAGCUUCGAGCCACCACAGUUCGAUGGAGACGAGAUGGAAUCCUGACUUUCCUCCUCCUCUUCCUCUCUCUCUCCUCUUCUUCACCUACUCUCGUCUUUGUUCAAACAUAAAAACAGCACUAUUUGGGACGCUUUCCCACUCCAUCUCAUUUCAGUGCCUGUCACCUUCGUGUUUAGGGAAUCAGGGAAUCAGAUCAAUUCAACGUUAAAGCAAUCUUCUGGCUCUUUCUGUCAUCGCUCCGUUAAUUUUAAAGGUCCUAUUUUAUGUUUAAAACCAUCUUAAAAACGGAACUAGUUCAUUUUAAACUGUUUGCAGUUGUCCAAAGUCACUCCUCACUGACUUUAUGCUUUCAGAACAUCCCAAUUACUCACCAUGAUGAGUUUAUAAGCACUUUUUACAACUCUCAGAGACCAGAGCGGAGUUUUGCCGUAAUGGUAAAGCUAACAACAACUGGCAUGGUAACACACACUUUCUGAUUCUUGGACAGUAAAAUGCAGACAGUACACCGCAGACUAAUUGUGCACAGGCCCCUUUAAAUGACUAGAGCAUCAAAGCUGCUCUGUGUAACUUUUCUGGCAGAAGGUACAGCAUCAGUUGUUUCCAAGGCGCCAUUGCAUUGGCUGAAAAAAAUCCACAGUAUGACAUUAAACUUGUUUGUCUUGCAUUUAUUUCAGUUUUUAUAUUGUGCAAAAAUACAUUGAAAAAACAUGCAGUGUCAUUCGGUUUGAGUAAUCCUGCGUGUUUAGUCCCACCUCGUGACAUCAUUAGGUGGUACUAAGGAGAGUGUUUGCUCUCUCUGCUGGCUGUUGGAGUUUUGUACACACGGAGUUGAAUUACUUGUAUUUUUGUCUUGCAUUACUUUCUAAACAUGCCAAGGUAUUAAACUAGUUCAGAAAGCCUUUAUAAAGCUUAAAAUAGGACCUUUAAAUUGGUAUAUUUAAUGUGUUUUACCUCAUAAUCGUCUUUUAACUUUACAUUUCAGUAUCAGGUCAAAACGAGGUCCAUUGAAAAACGAUAUUGUGGCAAAGUUGAAUUAUAUUCCUUUUUAUUUUAAUUAAAAACCCCAAGAAUCAUAAGCUUUCUAUGCCAGUUCUAAACCCAGAUAAAUGAUUAGUGUUGCUUCAGGGAGGACAUCUGGCUUUAAAAAGUUAUUUUGCAAUAUUUAUCCAACCACACAGCAAAAUCUGCAAAUUAACUAGACACAUUUGGCCUGUGCCCAUCUCAGUCUAACACUACAGGGGUACAGGAGGAUGAGAGGGCAUCUGACACACAAUAAUUUAACUUUUCCACAAUAUUGUACCUUUAUUGAGAUGCUCCCAAACAAUGUAAAUAACAGGGAUCAGUAUUUUGUACCAUAAAGACACAAGAUAUUGUAUUUUAACACUGGCCACUUUAUUAUGUAAACACUAGUCCUGGUUUAGUCCUGGUUUAGUCCUGGUUUAGUCCUGGUUUAGUCCUGGUUUAGUCCUGCUUUAGUCCUGCUUUAGUCCUGCUUUAGUCCUGCUUUAGUCCUGCUUUAGUCCUGCUUUAGUCCUGCUUUAGUCCUGCUUUAGUCCUUGGUCUAGGAAGGAAUUUUGUUCCAGGUUUAGUCCCUGUUUAGUUUCUAUUUUAUGUGUACUAACUCACUAACAUUGACUGGACCAGGACUAAACCAGGAUCACAUUUGAACUAGACCAGGACUGAACUAGGACCGAACCAGGGCGAGACUUGGACUAGACCAGAACUGACACAGACUCAAAACUAGUCCUAGACCAGCACUUUUCCGCCUCUCUUCAUUUAAACUCAGGCUCCAGUUCAUGGUUGGUUAGACUCAUGUGAGCAGCUGUACCUAAUAAUCUGUCCAGCGAGUGCAUUUCCACGGCGACCGCACACAUACACAUGUAUGUCGUGAAUUAUAUUUUUCUACUAUAAUUUCACCUUUAACUAAAAAACGAAGUUGUAUUGUAGUCCGAUUUAAUAUGGCGUCUAUUUUUAAUUUGCAUACAUGUGGCCCAUGAAGGUAAUUCAGGCUAAUGCUAAUAAAAUGCAGCAUGGAGAAGCAAAGGAGAAGCAAAGAAAUGUUUAUCAGUGAUUCUCAAACCUGUUUUCUUAUUUCUACAAGUAUAAAAUGGACUGAACCAGGACAUUGUCUAAACCUGAUCUUGGCCCCUUUGAGCACCUCUGAUAUAAGCACGUUACAUUUAUGAAAUACUUCCCAGUCUAAUCUUGGGCCUGUUUGUGUUUCCAUUUGCUCUUUCACAGACACAUGUUUGUACUUUGUGCUGCCUUUAGCUUCUGUCACUCCAGAAUGUUGUGGCAGGUUUUAAAGAGGGGGUCACAUUUGAGCCUUCUCUCAUGUUCUAAUGCUGGUCCCUAAUCAAAAACAUGUCUGAAGAGCUUUCAGAUGUCAUCCAUGCAUGCUUGAGUAAUCUAGUGAUCUCUCCCAGGCCCUAUUCAAACCCUCCUUAUGGUUAGCAGUAUGAGGCUCCGCCCACAAGCCUACGUCAUCCGUGCUCCCACACGAUAAUUCUCCAUAAAUAUACAAAAACAUGAUACAAAACUACACAGCAACUUGACAAACCUGAUGUGAUGUGCAGUAGCUUUAUUAGUGGGAUGCAGCUGAUUGUGCUGUGAUAGUGCUCUGAAGGGGGAGUGACUUAGCACUGAGGGCAAAGCGAGUCAAUGCAUUGUUUUGGGUGAAUAUAGCAUACCCCCUCUUUAAUACCCUACAGAGGUAAAAUACCCCCUCUUUAAUACCCCACAGAGGUAAAAUACCCCCUCUUUAAUACCCCACAGAGGUAAAAUACCCCCUCUUUAAAUACUUUCUGACGUUCCUGAAUCUUCUUAAUGUGUUGAAUGUUUUGGGGGCUCCAGUCGUGUGUCUUGUUUUGUAUUUAAGAACUUUUAUUAUUUUAUUUGUAUAUCAAUGUAAAAGAUAUUUGUAAGUUUUUUUUUUAAUUAUUAUUAUUAUUUAUAAACGCUCACCUGGAUUCUGAGUUUUCCAGUCGUAUUUUUGACCCACGAGACUAGAAUGAAUCUAUUUAUAAUCAGUAUUUGAAAUUGUUAUUUUUCCAUUUAUUUAACAGAUUUUAGCGAUUCUCAACUGGUGUUACACAAUUUUCAUUUUUUAUUUUUGUAUGACCCUUUUAAAAUGUAUUUUAUUAUCUUAAAAACACCAGAGUGUUAAGUAGCAUUCAAGGUUUCAAUGUUUGUCCAUAAUUGUUUUUACAUUUGAACACCACGUUUGAGCAGUAAUACACAAUCCCCAGUAAAGUGCAUUAUGUAACUUUUCUACUCGCCUAUUUCCAUGGAGAUGGCAUGGCAUUGCCUGGCGUGUUCCGCAGUAUGGAAUUAAACAUCUUUAUUUCAUUACAGGUGUUUUUCUAGUUCCAAACAUAUGUUGCAUGCCUUCGAACUGUGAGCGGGCUUGCCUCUCCACAGAUCUGAUCUGUAAUUUGGCCUUGUUUGUUUCCAUGGAGAUAAGUUGACUACCAUACUGUGGGACAUUCCAGGUAUAGCAAUAGCAUGUCUAUGGACUCAGAAAAGUUGCGUUGUGGAUCUUUAAACUGCAAAAAAGAAACAACAUAACAGCAAAAACUAUGAAUGCAUUUUAGAUUUUUGUUUAAUAAUAUUGUCACAAAAUCUUUUCUAAAGCCGUAAACUUAUCUUGACACGUCUGAGACAAUAGGAGCCAGUCCGGUUACACCACGGUGAAAUCUGAUUAGCUAGUUGAGAAUCCUAAUCUUGUUUAUACUAUGGUACUUUUCCAAAAAUUGUAAAAAAAAAUAAAAUAAAAAUAAUAGUGAACUCUUCAUCAAACA